Messenger RNA from Neodiprion virginianus, 4040 nucleotides. RefSeq lists its product as uncharacterized. Gene Ontology annotation, cellular component: plasma membrane. Gene Ontology annotation, biological process: protein processing. The coding region runs from base 216 to 3983 and encodes 1255 amino acids. Gene Ontology annotation, molecular function: metalloendopeptidase activity. The transcript is spliced from 36 exons. The record is from RefSeq and is a predicted model, not a curated record. NCBI's taxonomy places the organism in Eukaryota, Metazoa, Arthropoda, Insecta, Hymenoptera, Diprionidae.
CUCUGAGCAGGCAUUUCUCUUCAUUCCUGUAUUUUAAUAUUUCCACUGAUAACCAUUAAACAUAUAAAGCUCCGUGCUGAUCCGACCGCGCAAUGUAAUAAACCGCUGCGCGCACGGUAGAUGUUUGAAACAUAUUAGGAAAUUUUGAGUUUGAGAUUUGAAAAGAUAUACAAGAAAUUUUUAUAGGCGUAAUACGGCGAAGUAAAUUAGAAAAAAUGCGGACCUAUAGGUCGUACGACGUGAAUGCUGUGGAAGGAGGUGGGACGGAGUCUUCUCCAGUUCAACGAAAACCUUUCUUUAUCGUUAAACUGAUCUUAUUUCUUGUACUUUGUGCCAUAAUUAUCACAUUGUGCAUAUUGUGGGUGUCAAAAAGUAAAGAAGCGUCGAGGGAUAAUAAUAUCGUAGGAAAACAGGAUGGAUUACAAGGAGGGUAUGAUGGAACAAGUCAAAUGCCUGUCAGCGAAUUUGAUACACAGGAGACUACGACUACUGAAACACCGGACACUUCACCUUUAACGGCAGGCGGCGAAUCUAGACAGGAGACUACGACUACUGAAACACCGGACACUUCACCUUCUACGGCAGGUGUCGAAUCUAGACAGGAGACUACGACUCCCCAAACACCGGACACUUCACCUUUAACGGCAGGCGGCGAAUCUAGACAGGAGACUACGACUCCCCAAACACCGGACACUUCACCUUCUACGGCAGGCGGCGAAUCUAGACAGGAGACUACGACUACUGAAACACCGGACGCUUCACCUUCUACGGCAGGCGGCGAAUCUAGACAGGAGACUACGACUACUGAAACACCGGACACUUCUCCUUUAACGGCAGACGGCGAAUCUAGACAGGAGACUACGACUAGUGAAACACCGGACACUUCACCUUCUACGGCAAGCGACGAAUCUAGACAGGAGCCUACGACUACUGAAACACCGGACACUUCACCUUCUACGGCAGGCGUCGAAUCUAGACAGGAGCCUACGACUACUGAAACACCGGACACUUCACCUUCAACGGCAGGCGUCGAAUCUAGACAGGAGACUACGACUCCCCAAACACCGGACACUUCACCUUCAACGGCAAGCGACGAAUCUAGACAGGAGCCUACGACUACUGAAACACCGGACACUUCACCUUCUACGGCAGGCGUCGAAUCUAGACAGGAGACUACGACUCCCCAAACACCGGACACUUCACCUUCAACGGCAGGCAUCGAAUCUAGACAGGAGACUACGACUCCCCAAACACCGGACACUUCACCUUCUACGGCAGGCGUCGAAUCUAGACAGGAGACUACGACUCCCCAAACACCGGACACUUCACCUUCAACGGCAGGCGUCGAAUCUAGACAGGAGACUACGACUCCCCAAACACCGGACACUUCACCUUCAACGGCAGGCAUCGAAUCUAGACAGGAGACUACGACUCCCCAAACACCGGACACUUCACCUUCUACGGCAGGCGGCGAAUCUAGACAGGAGACUACGACUACUGAAACACCGGACACUUCACCUUCUACGGCAGGCGUCGAAUCUAGACAGGAGACUACGACUCCCCAAACACCGGACACUUCACCUUCAACGGCAGGCGUCGAAUCUAGACAGGAGACUACGACUCCCCAAACACCGGACACUUCACCUUCAACGGCAGGCGUCGAAUCUAGACAGGAGACUACGACUCCCCAAACACCGGACACUUCACCUUCAACGGCAAGCGACGAAUCUAGACAGGAGCCUACGACUACUGAAACACCGGACACUUCACCUUCUACAAAUCACAUGCAACCUGUGACGUUAUCUGAAGUUAUGUCAAAAAUGGCCAAAGCCACAGCGAGUCGAAUUCUUUCCUACAUGAACCAUUCUUCCGAUGCGUGUGAUGAUUUUUAUGAAUACGCUUGUGGAGAGUUCGAAGAUAACCAGCUUACGAUAGAAAAUGACCUCGCAGAACAAGCAAUGCAACGAAUUUUCACCGAGGCUCAAAAACGCCGAAGUGACAAACAGCCCUUUCUCGACUAUUACGAAAGCUGCCUGAAUUACGAAAAGACGACCAAUCAGUCUGAAAGAUUGACAAACGUUCGACGAGCUGUACAAGAAAUCGGACGUUUUGAUUACACGGAUAACAUUGGGAAGGAUGAUACCCAACCUAAAUUCAUCGAUACGCUCCGGAGACUUUUCGAACGGAACAGCGCCCUCUUAUUCGACAUUACUCCAGACCUCGCAGUAACAGAAGGGAAUUGUAACACAGAGCCAGAAACAGUUCAGUUUACUUGGAAAAUUGGGCCACUGAUCAGCAGAACUGACCCCUACACGAAUAGAAGAGCAGAGGAAUGCUAUAAACAGCAGGAAUCGGUGAGAAACAAACCGGAAGUGAAUUUGACAGAAGUCUACGGAACUUACAAAGAGUGCAAGAACUACUUGGGCACCUUUACAACGUCCAUCAAAGAUAGCGUGAAAAAAAUUUUCGAAACGGAUUUUGAUCGAUCGGAGCGAAUCGGGGUUGACGUUGAGAAGCUGAUUGAACUUUUCCGUCUGCCGGAGAUGGAUGAAGAUGAAAUCCGUAAGGCCUACGCAACCAAGAAAUAUAUCUUGAAGGGUGACGAUGACCUCUCUGUCAGAUGGGCACGUAAUCAAUCGCCAUUCCUUGAUUUCAAGAAACUAUUACCACCUCGAGCAAAUGUGGAAAGAAAACGCUGGCAUGGUUAUCUUCUUGAAGACCUUACUCGAGCUGUAAAGAAUGUCGCCUUUCGAAGCUAUCGGAUUGAUGACGAAACGUGGAUAAAUGAUGCUCUCCUCGCAAUUUACGCUAACGAUGUCUAUCACGAGUUUGCUGCUCCGCGCCACGAUGUCGAAAAUUACUGCAAGCGACUAGCAACUAACCUGAUGAAGACGCAUGCAUCCAGUUUAUACAUGUCAUCAUUCAAAAGCGAGGAACUCGAGGUCAUGGACAGAACGGUGAUCGAAAUGUUUGAAAAAUUAAGGAAAACAUUGGAGUCGAAUGUGUUGAAACAGAAGUGGAUUGGGAAGAAGAGCAAAGAGGCAAUUUUGAAGAAAAUCGCAAGUCUCUCGAUCGCGACACCCGCCCACCGAACCGAUUAUCAUAACUCAAACGACAAUGAGAUCGAACUCACAGGCGAUUUUUUCAACGACACAAUGGCGCUGCGGAAGAUGUACAGAACGUCCAUGUACCAGAUGCUGGAUAAACGGCCAAGCGAAGAAAUAUGGACGUACUUCGCCCAACCGUACGACGCGUCGACUUCAUCUAUAUACGAGCUCGAGAAAAUAAUUAUACCGUUCGGAGCUGUAGAUUGGCGCUUUUUGGACCGUUCCUACACCACGUCAACGCAGCAUUUGGGGCUAGCUACUCUUGGAACGCUUAUCGCCAAUGAAAUUACUCAUCAUUUUGACUUCACAGGCAUAAAUUACCUGAACGGUCGGAAAGGUAGGGGCGUGGCGCCUGUUUUCUGCUCUAGCACGGAGGAUGAUAUAGCUUACAGAAGCGACUACAAAAACCAUUACCAAAAUUUGAGGGGAAAAAUGGACUCCAUCUUCCUGCCAUCGACUUCUCAAAAUAUUCAUUACAGCAUAUCCGACCUCAGUCUCAAUGAGAGAUUCUCAGACGACGCCGGCCUGCGACUCGCCUACGAUACGAUGUUAAACUUACCCGCGGAAGCUAAAAUACCAUUGCCCUGGCUUUCGAACUCGGAAUCUAACGAGAUACAACAAUUCUUCUUGGCCUAUGCUCAGAUGCAAUGCACAAAGAAGCCUCUCACAACAUCCUUCAGAUCGCUCUACGAAGACGAAAACUUGCCAAGCCGACUACGGAUUGCGAUAACUGCCGCCAAUAACGAAGCCCUUGGAGAAGCCUGGCAGUGCAAAACGGGAACCAAAGUCCGCCCUGAGGAAAAAACAUAUAAUUUUCCUCACCUCGACGGUAUAGACUUCGGUCGUGAUACCGAAGCACUCCCACCUUAUCAAUGAGUUUAUGUUUCAUCUCAAGAAACAGCCGUUUGUGUCAAAAAUAUACCAGUGAACUGU